This is a messenger RNA of Daucus carota subsp. sativus, 4695 nucleotides long. RefSeq names its product receptor-like protein kinase BRI1-like 3. The transcript has 2 exons. The record is from RefSeq and is a predicted model, not a curated record. Gene Ontology annotation, molecular function: protein binding; ATP binding; protein kinase activity. Bases 644 to 4282 code for a protein of 1212 amino acids. Gene Ontology annotation, biological process: protein phosphorylation. NCBI's taxonomy places the organism in Eukaryota, Viridiplantae, Streptophyta, Magnoliopsida, Apiales, Apiaceae.
AGUAUAAAUUUCUUUUUGUGUAUUAUAUACUACAAGAAGUAUUCUUUUUCUCCUCAACGUCUUCUUCUGCUACCUCUCUUCUGCAUAUCUCUCAGCCACUUUAGCUAGGACCAUAUUUUUUCAUUACCCUUUUUUUUAUAUCUUAAAAUUCAAACCUGGGAUAUUACAGCAAGUUGAGGUGUGCAUGUUUUGCAAGAACAACAACAAAGACAGGCUUAACUGGUGAUUCUGUUUCUAGAUGUGUGUGCGUAUCCAAGCUAUAUUUUGCAUUAAAUGAAAAGUGAAGAAAAUUCACAAUCAUCCAUUUCUUGUGACAGCCGACAAGUCUGAACAUAGUACUCAAUCUAAGCAAUAACAAGCUCUAUAGUACUGCUACAAAUUUUAUCAGGUGGUUGGGUACCCGUUUUGUGUCUGCUGCUUCUUUCAAACAGACUAUUCAUCUUUUCAUCUUAAAGGCCUCAUCCGUACUUCUGUUGCUAGCUAUUUCUACAAAAUCACCUGCACCUAGAAUUUCAGGUUAUUGCCCAAGCUUCCUUAUCAAGAAAGGUGCAGAGUCCAGAAUUUAAUAAGCAAGCAAGGCUGCUUGCAAAUGUAGUUUCUUUUAUUAGCUUCUGGAAAAGAUAUUAAGUGUCAAGAAUUCAAGAUGCAUACACAAAGAAGAAUGGAUUCCAUGAGCCUUUUGUUCCUUCUCAUUCUGCUGUUUUGUAAUUUUUCUGAGUCAAGAAAGCUAUCAAGCCAGGUGAAAGAUCAGGGGAAUGAAGUUGAAGGGUUGGCUAAUUUCAAGAAGUUCUCAGUUGAUGCUGAUCCAAAUGGGUUUUUGAAGACCUGGGAUUCUUCAGCAUCUUCAAGCCCUUGUUCAUGGAAAGGCAUUGGGUGUUCAUUAGAAGGCGCAGUCACAGUUCUGAACCUAACCGGAGCAGGCCUUAUAGGCCAUCUUCAGCUUUCAGAGCUCAUGGAUAAUUUGCCGAGUUUGUCUCAGCUUUAUUUGAGUGGGAAUUCAUUUACUGGUAACCUUUCCUCUACUACUUCAUCAUGUAGCUUUGAGGUUCUUGAUUUGUCUGCCAAUAACUUCUCUGAACCACUUGAUGCACAAUCAUUGUUACUCACUUGUGACCAUCUUAUGAUUCUUAAUCUCUCUCGAAAUUUUAUAUCAGCUGGUAGUCUUAAAUUUGGUCCAUCCUUAUUACAGCUUGAUUUGUCUAGAAACCGGAUUUCCGAUCUAGGCCUCUUGACUGAUUCUUUAUCCAACUGCCAGAACUUGAAUCUGCUUAAUUUUUCGGACAACAAAUUGACCGGAAAAUUAACUAGCUUCCUCUCUUCUUGCAAGAAUCUUUCGACUGUUGAUCUCUCCUACAACUUCUUCUCUCAGAUACAUCCCAAUUUUGUGGCGAAUUCGCCUGCUAGCCUUAAAUUUCUUGAUCUGUCACACAAUAACUUCACUGGAAACCUUGUAAAUCUUGAACUUGGAACUUGUCACAACCUUACUGUUCUCAAUCUCUCCCAUAAUAGCCUAUCAGGAACCGGAUUUCCAGCUAGCUUGGCAAAUUGCCAGUUUCUAGAGACUUUGGACAUGGGACACAAUGAUUUCCACUUGAAAAUUCCAGGGGUGCUGUUAGGGAACCUCAAGAAGCUGAGGCACCUUUCUUUAGCUCAGAAUAGCUUUUUUGGGGAGAUUCCACCAGAGCUGGGAAAUGCUUGCAGAACACUUGAGGUACUUGAUUUAUCCGGGAAUCAGUUGAUUGAGCAGUUUCCAACUGAAUUUUCACUGUGCAGUUCACUUGUGACCCUCAAUGUUAGUAAGAAUCAGCUUUCUGGAGAUUUCUUAACCUCAGUUUUAAGUUCUCUUCCAAGUUUGAAAUAUCUGUAUCUGUCAUUCAACAACAUUACUGGUUCUGUGCCCCCAUCCCUGACCAAUGCUACUCAACUUCAAGUGCUAGACCUUAGCUCUAAUGCUUUUACUGGGACUAUACCUACUGGUUUUUGCUCAAAAUCCUCUUCCUUUUCACUGGAAAAAUUGCUGCUUGCAAAUAAUUAUCUCAAAGGAAGAAUACCUUCUGAGAUUGGAAACUGCAAGAAUUUGAAGACUAUUGACCUUAGCUUCAACAGCCUUAUUGGUUCAGUUCCUUCAGAAAUAUGGACUUUACCGUAUAUAGCAGACAUAGUAAUGUGGGGUAAUGGUCUCACAGGCGAAAUUCCGGAAGGAAUAUGCAUCGAUGGAGGGAAUCUCCAAACCCUCAUUCUCAAUAAUAAUUUUAUCAGUGGCUCCAUUCCACAGUCCUUUGUGAAAUGUACCAAUUUGAUUUGGGUUUCUCUCUCCAGCAAUCAGCUUAGAGGAACUAUCCCUGCUGGUAUAGGCAAUCUUCUCAACCUUGCUAUCCUUCAACUGGGAAACAAUUCUUUGACCGGAGAAAUUCCACCAGGGCUAGGUAAAUGCAAGAGCCUCAUUUGGCUCGACCUAAAUAGUAAUGCUCUAACAGGUUCUAUUCCUCCAGAGCUUUCCUCUCAAUCAGGCCUUGUUUCACCUGGACCUGUUUCUGGAAAGCAAUUUGCAUUUGUGAGAAACGAGGGAGGGACUGCAUGCAGAGGUGCUGGAGGAUUGUUGGAAUAUGAAGGUAUUCGGGCUGAAAGGCUAGAAAAAUUUCCUAUGGUUCUCGCCUGUCCAUCAACGAGAAUUUACUCUGGCAGGACAGUUUAUACAUUUGCAAGCAAUGGCAGCAUUAUCUACUUCGAUCUUUCUUACAAUGCCUUGUCAGGAACUAUACCUGAAAGCUUUGGUUCAUUGAACUCUGUGCAAGUGAUGAACUUGGGACACAACAAUCUUACUGGAAGUAUUCCUUCCAGCUUUGGUGGAUUAAAAUAUAUCGGAGUUCUCGACUUGUCUUAUAAUAAUCUUCAAGGAGCUAUCCCAGGGUCAUUAGGAGGACUGUCAUUCCUUAGUGAUCUUGAUGUGUCGAACAAUAAUCUCUCCGGCUCUGUCCCUUCAGGUGGUCAGCUAACUACUUUUCCAUCCUCGAGAUAUGAGAAUAAUGCAGGCCUAUGUGGAGUCCCGCUGCCGCCUUGUGGUUCAGAAAGUGGACGACAUCCACUAAGAUCUAACAGUCAAGGAAAGAAAACAUCAGUUACUACAGGGGUGAUGAUUGGUAUUGGGGUGUCUCUUUUCAGCAUCUUCAUUCUCUUAUGCGCACUCUACAGGAUAAGGAAGUAUCAGCAGAAGGAGGAGCUAAGAGACAAAUACAUUGAGAGCCUUCCAACAUCUGGCAGUAGUAGCUGGAAAUUGUCUAGUGUUCCUGAACCUUUAAGCAUAAAUGUUGCCACAUUUGAGAAACCUCUCCAGAAACUAACGUUUGCUCACUUGCUUGAAGCUACCAAUGGUUUCAGCGCAAAUAGCUUAAUUGGGUCUGGAGGGUUUGGUGAUGUCUACAAGGCCCAACUGGGAGACGGUCGUGUCGUUGCAAUCAAGAAGCUCAUUCAUGUGACAGGCCAGGGUGAUAGAGAGUUUAUGGCUGAAAUGGAAACCAUAGGGAAAAUUAAACACCGGAACUUGGUUCCUUUGCUUGGUUACUGCAAGAUUGGAGAGGAGAGGCUUCUAGUGUAUGAGUACAUGAAAUGGGGAAGUCUGGAGUCUUUUAUUCAUGACAGACCUAAAGUUGGAGGAGGUUUAAGAAUUGACUGGCCUGCUAGAAAGAAGAUUGCCAUUGGCUCAGCAAGGGGACUAGCAUUUCUUCACCACAGUUGCAUACCUCAUAUUAUCCAUAGGGACAUGAAGUCUAGUAAUGUACUUCUGGAUGAAAACUUUGAAGCUCGGGUUUCUGAUUUUGGGAUGGCAAGACUGGUAAAUGCUUUUGAUACCCAUCUCAGUGUGAGUACCCUUGCAGGGACUCCAGGUUAUGUCCCUCCAGAGUAUUACCAGAGUUUCAGGUGCACGGCAAAAGGGGAUGUGUAUAGUUAUGGAGUUGUAUUACUAGAGCUUUUAUCAGGUAAGAGGCCGAUAGACCCCGCUCAAUUUGGUGAUGACAACAAUCUUGUUGGGUGGGCAAAACAGUUGCAUAAAGAGAAAAGAGAUCUUGAGAUUCUGGAUUCUGAAUUACUGCUGCAUCAAUCUAGUGAGGCUGAACUAUACCACUAUCUGCAGAUUGCAUUUGAAUGCCUAGAUGAGAAAGCUUACAGAAGGCCAACUAUGAUUCAGGUCAUGGCUAUGUUUAAAGAACUUCAAAUGGAUUCCGAAACUGAUAUUCUUGAUGGCCUAUCAGUAAAAAAUUCAGUGAUUGAUGAAUCCCUGUAAUACGAACUUUUGGUCACGUCCUCCAAUAUCUUGACGAAUAAUGAUAAACGCUCUGUGGAUUCUGCGAGAUUAGGCCACAAUGACACAUAUAGACGUGUAGUUUGCUACAAAAAUGUGGAGAAAGCAUCAAUUCUUGACAUAUUGCCCAGUGUAAAUAAUAGAUAACUGGAGAAGGCAGAAGGUGUGGACAAGGAGGAAAGAAAACAAAUGGAGUUUUUCUCGGUCAGCCUUAUUCUCAGAAAGACCUGCACAUUUCCUUUUCUGUUUUCUAUCAAAGUUUUGUUUAUUGAUGUGUUGCAAUUUGGCAUUUCAGUUGCCAGUUUUAUUGUUAAUAGAAAUCAGUGACAUGGAGAUGAGACUAUACUCUCAUUAUGUACAGUUGUCUUAUAGGAUUCAGAUCUUUUCAACAUUCA